AUGGCAUCCGAUGAGUCGCUCCCAACGCUGAAGAUCCUCAUGAUCGGUCCUUCAGGAGCAGGGAAAUCAGCGCUUCUCAUACGAUACUGCGAUGACCAGUUCGACUCCGAGUCCUCAACUGCUACUAUAGGCGUAGACUUCAAGAUGAAGAAGCUCUCCGUCCACGGCAAAGCCUACCGCCUCAACCUCCUCGACACUGCCGGCCAAGAGCGCUUCCGCACGCUCUCAAACAGCUACUAUCGCGGCGCACACGGCGUGAUCCUCGUCUACGACAUCUCGAACCGGGAAUCCUUCCAAGCCAUGGAACGCUGGUUCGAAGAAGCAGAGUCCAAUGCUAUGCCCGGUGCUAUCAUGUAUCUGGUAGGCAGCAAGCUGGACAAGACGAAUAAUAGGAUGGUACAGACUGAAGAGGGACAACGGCUUGCGGAACUGCAUGGAUGUGGGUUUUGCGAGGUCAGCAGUAAGACGAGGGAGAAUGUGCGGAAGCCGUUUGUGGAGAUUGUGGAUUCGAUUGUGAGGGAUCCGAAGCUGUUGAGCGCGAGCAGUAGGAGGACUGGGACGGUUAAUGUUGGGACUGGUGGUGGUGAAGGGUGGGGACCUAGGUGUUCUUGUUAG
Messenger RNA from Hyaloscypha bicolor E, 615 nucleotides. RefSeq names its product ras-related protein rab-like protein-18. Gene Ontology annotation, molecular function: GTP binding; GTPase activity. The transcript is spliced from 3 exons. NCBI's taxonomy places the organism in Eukaryota, Fungi, Ascomycota, Leotiomycetes, Helotiales, Hyaloscyphaceae. Bases 1 to 615 code for a protein of 204 amino acids. The record is from RefSeq and is a predicted model, not a curated record.